Molecule: messenger RNA, 3570 nt
Organism: Periophthalmus magnuspinnatus
Lineage: Eukaryota; Metazoa; Chordata; Actinopteri; Gobiiformes; Gobiidae
Product: intercellular adhesion molecule 3-like
Exons: 5
Coding region: 13-1104 (363 amino acids)
Biological process (GO): cell adhesion
Molecular function (GO): integrin binding
Source: RefSeq, a predicted model, not a curated record
ACAGACAGAAACAUGUUUCUCCAGAUUCUCCUCGCGUGCGCGGUCCAGACCGUCUACUGCGUCCAGAACUGUAAGGAGCUCCCUGUGUUCAGCCCGUCUCCACUGGUGGUGAAGCAUGGCGACCCCGCUAUAGCCACAUGCUCCAUCUGCAACAACGACAGCUCCUGUGACUAUGAGCUCCGCCUGGAGGAGCCCUUUCAGGCCAGUGUCAAGAAAGGGAACCAAAUGCUCUGGAACGUCCCCAACAUGACAGAGUGGAGUUUGCAGAUAUAUUGUUUUAUAUUUGACACCAGCUGUACAACCUCUCUGGAAGUGAUUGUUUAUCAGCCUCCAGAGAAAGUGUCCGUGAGCUUUAGGAAACACUCGGGCCGCCUGCUGGAGAACCCCUCAGGGCCCCUGGAGGAGGACCAGCUGUACUGUCUGCAGUGUGAGGUGGAGGCUGUGGCUCCUGCUCAGAACAUGACUGUGGCCUUUUACAGGGGCCUCACUGAGCUGAGUGUCAUGAGAAGCAGCGCAACAGACAAGCGUCCAGUGAACGUGAACUUGUGUCUGAACCACACCGUGAGCAGACAGGACCAUGGCGCCACCUUCUGGUGUGAGGCCAGACUGGAGCUGGGGCCUGAAGGCCCACAGCCCCCUCCAGUGGUCAGGUCACACAACAUCACUGCCAACGUGCUCUAUGCGCCAUGCUGUGAGGGCCAGGAGGAGCCACAGAUCCUCACUGUGGCCCAGGGUGCGUCUGUUGAUCUAGUCUGCAGCACUCAGGGGAACCCCCAGCCUCUGUACAGCUGGAGCCACCCCUUAGUUUCUGGCUUCAGAGGCGAUGUGCUCACCAUCCCCUCUGCCUCCUCCCAGCAUGAGGGUCCCUACACCUGCACCGCAUCCAACGCUUUAGGGGCCAUCACCCGGAGCUUCACUCUCAGGGUGCACGUGGACUAUGUGCCCAUCAUCAUCACCGUCGUAAUAGCAGUGGUGCUGCUGCUGGGCGCUGUAGUAGCCUUUGUGGUCUACAAGGCCUUCUACAAGCCCCACCGGACAGGCCACUACCACAUUAGUAAUAUGUUCCGCUUACAACGCCAUGAUGCCGUUCCCACCACUGAGUGAGGGAUGGGCCACUGCUGUACCCAUGACCAUACCCACCGAUAAUUGAGGGAGGGGCCACCACUGUACCCACCGCAGAGUGAGGGACACCGCUGAGCCCACAGCUGAGUGAAGGAGGGGCCAGAUGUGACCUGGUCCUGGUCUCAAACCAUCAGGACUUGGGAUGGACCUGGACUUUUAAUAGGACUGCUCUGGCUUCAGGGCGUGUGUAACGGUGCUACGGACUGAAACAGGGAAGGGUUAAUGGGGCAAGUAAAGUUUAUUACUUGGUCUGGACUAGGGAUGACCAAACUAUGGUCCUGAUGCCAAAUGCAGCCUUGAGACCACUGUUUUUUUGUCCUCAACGCCUCCUGCUGUAUUGGCCCAUAUGAGCGUAGGCAGUGCUUCUUAUUGCAAAUGUAAGUCAUUCUACCUGUACCUGUCCUAUACUGUCCUGGAGUUGUGUUUUGUUUCAUUCACACAUGUUUAACACAAACUCUGCAUGUUUAGACUGAGAUCUUUUCUCUGUUCCACCUUGUGAUGUCAUGUGGUAAUACAGGAAGUGCUCCACUGUGUUUUUAAAUUCCAAACACCUUCACUAGAAUCAUUUGGAUCAUUUCAGCCCUGGAAUUGCCUAUCUCUGCUGAACUAAAGGUAAAAGGAGCUGUUAACUUGGAAAACUACUGCUUCAUGACAUCACAAGGUGGAACAGAGCAUUUUGAGCUGUGGAGAUGCAGACAGACUAAUAAUAAAGGGUUACUAAAACAUGUGUGAAUGAAACAAAACACAACAUUGGCUUAAAGCUCACUUUAGUUAUUUUUGUGUACUAUAGGCCCUUUAAUGUUUUUCAUUCUCACACAAGUCGCCAUGUUCUGUUUUGGUACGAAUUAGCACAUUGUGUAUUUUUAGUUUGAUGAGGGAGACACUGCGGUGACACAAUGAUUAACUAGACACUACACUAGAUACAUUUUCUAAUACCUCCAAUUCCUUAGAAAAAUCUUAGUUCUGAAUCCAGCCUCAAGACAUUUCAAACUAGUGUCGUCACAAAAUUAAAAUUCAAUUCAAUUCAAGUUUAUUUAUAUAGCACAUUUAAAAACAACCUCAGCUGACCAAAGUGCUUCACAUAAAAUAAUUAAACACAUAAAACAUCACACAAUGAGGUAUAAUUACAUUAUACAAAAGAGCAUAAAAUACAAUAACAGUGCAAGUACCAAGACAUUCAAUCUAGACAGCUCAAAACUCAUCUUUUCUCCCUGGCUUUUAAUACUGAGACUUAAACUGAGAUAAUCGGACAGACAAAGGGAGACUGUUCCACAAUUUGGGGGCUGCCACAGAAAAGGCCCUGUCACCCCUAGUUUUGAGCCUAGCUUUAGGCACAGCUGACCUCAGAGUUCUGGGAGGAGUAUAAGGCUGCAGCAGCUCCCUAAGAUAGGCUGGGCCCAUAAAGUUAAGACAUUUAAAGACAAUCAGUAACACUUUGAAUUUCACCCGAAAAGCAAUAGGGAGCCAAUGUAAAGUGCACAGAUCAGGCGUAAUGUGCUCCCAUCUCUUAGUUUUGGUCCGAAGCCGAGCUGCAGCAUUUUGAACAGUCUGCAGACGCUGUAUAGAGCCCUGCUCCAGACCUACAUACAAAGAGUUACAGUAAUCCAGGCGCAAUGUGACAAAAGCAUGUAUAGCUUUUUCAAAAUCAGCCAGAGGCAAAUAAGGCUUAAGUUUAGCCAGAAUCCGGAGCUGACAAAAGCUAGCUCUUAUAACUGAGCUGAUAUGUUUGUCGAGUUUGAGCAUGGAGUCCACAAUCACUCCUAGAUUCUUCACUGAAGGACGACAGAAAGAAGACAGUGACCCAAUCACACUGUCAUGUCCAGUGAGUAGCUCAGUUUGACCAAAAACCACAAUCUCAGUUUUACUUUGGUUUAAGUUUAAAAAGUUACUGCUCAUCAAAAUGUCAAACUCGAUUUCAAUACUAAGGAUUAGACUCAAUACUGAAUACCAAUUCUGAUACCCCGAUGAUGGUAAAAAAAAAAACUAUUUCUUUAGACAAGAGAAUGUAAUUUUCAACAUGAAAUAGUAGUACUUUCUUUUAUAUUCCCUUGUGGCCUUAUAUCUGUGUAAUCCCUCAGUUGUUCAGGUAGGCUCCAUAGUGGUCCAUGUACUAGUCUGUGUCUUAUACUUGUUAUGAUACAGCUCAAGAUCAUUCUUAAGCUAUUCAGGAAAGGUUCAUUUCUGUCCUGUAAAUGUGACUUUUUUUAGUUUUGAUACCUGCUCAAAUGUGUAUCUAGCUUUAAUAAUAGUUUUAGUAUCGAUUAGCAUCUGAUUUUUUUUAUUCCAAACAUGAUUCUUCUACCUCAUCUGUACAUGAAUCUUUGUACAGUUUAGGUACAGUGGCUUUGUGUACCACUGUGUACUUCCUAUUGUAAAGCUAAUGUCAUUUAUUGUACUGACUUUAAAUUAAAUAAGGUUAACAUUAAAACUAUACAUCUCAAGUCUUGU